UCUACGCAUUCUCUUACCUGUUGCCACUCCCCGGCUUGUUGCUGGAUCUAUUUUUGACCCGUCCAUACUCUGGAUCGAGGUUGCACCUCUUCUCAAGCGCCUUCCUUUUGCCCCGUGCUUUAGGGUCAGUCCCGGUCCGAAAUAGGAGCAGCGAGAAGAACUAAAGCAAUGUAGAGAUUUAGAAUUUGUGGUGUCAUCUUUAAGGAACCCAGUUUGACGAGGAUAUACUUUUUCCCUUUUCACUUUUUUUGAUUACAUUUGCUUACAGUCAAAGACCACAUUGGAAUUUGGAUGGUGGCAAUCAUGACAUGGAUCCGAGGUAGAAAAACUGCUCCAGUGAUGGCUUGGGGUUGUGUCGUCGCCUGUGCAGCUUUGGACUAGAGGCCUGCCGAGUGUCAAGGGAGGGAGACAGUCCCUUACGCAAAGACACACACCAAAAUCCUUCUAAAGUGUCCACUCUGAAGCAACAGUACAGCUGUGUGAGGAAAAUGGCCAAUCACAGAGACGCUCGCUUUCUGCACAAUCUGUCCCACCACCCACGAUGGCAGCAUGACUCAAAACAAGUCAAUAGACAAAAACACAAAUGGACAGUGGUUACAAACAGCUGCAGUGGGUGUAGAGUAUUUGAAUCACCAUCAUCAUCAUCCGCACCUUUGUCGUCGAACCCUAAGUGGCCAUCAUCCCCGGCACAUCGCUCCAGGAACUGGUGGGGGAACUGGUUCCUUCUGCUUUUACUCACUGUCUCAUUUAUGCCCUGUCAAGCCUGGGCAACCACUUUCAAGGUGGCCCUGGUUGGACCCUGGACAUGUGACCUCUUAUACUCGAAAGCCCUACCAGAUGUAGCAGCCAGUCUUGCUACAGCUCGCAUAAACAAGGACCCCCACCUAAACAAAGGCUAUUGGUAUGACUACACACUGGUCAACGAGGAUUGCAAGGCGUCCCGUGCUCUUGCUCGAUUUGCUGAGCUAAAGGGUUAUGGUGCUGCCUUCCUGGGCCCCGCCAACCCAGGAUACUGCUCCUCAGCAGCCUUGUAUGCAAAAGAAUGGGAUUUAGGGAUCCUUUCCUGGGGCUGCCUCAAACCCAACAUGCAACAAGGUGAUAUGUACCCCACUUUCUUGAGGCCGCUGCCGCUCCCCUCCCAUGUCCUCUUCACUGUGUUGCGGUUCUUCCGCUGGGCCCACGUGGCCAUUAUUUCAGAAGAUACGGACAUUUGGGAAGCCACGGGACAGGAGCUGGCUUCAUCACUGAGGGUCCUUGGCCUACCUGUUAACCCUGUAGUAACCAUGGAAGCUGACAGAGACGGGCCUCGCAGAGCACUGACAAAGAUACGGGAAGCAGACCGGGUCAGAGUGGUCAUCAUGUGCAUGCCUUCUGUACUCAUUGGUGGCCAAGCCCAAUAUCAGCUUCUGACCACGGCACUGGACAUGCGUAUGAUCGACCGCGGCUAUGUGUUCAUCCCUUACGACACCCUCCUGUACGCACUACCUUACAAAGACGCAAACUACUAUGCUCUUGGCAAUGACACUAAACUAAGGAAAGCAUAUGAUGGGGUCGUCACAGUCACCAUGGACUCUGGAGAAAGUAAUUUCUAUGAGGCCUACAAAGACGCUCAAAACAGCUAUGAAAUCCGCAGCAGCACGCCACCAGAGGAGGUAUCUCCAUUCUUUGGCACCAUCUACAACAUGAUAUAUUACACAGCAAUGGCUGCUGAGCAGGCGCGGGCCAAGAGUGGCGUCUGGGUUACUGGUCAGGUCCUGAGCCACAGUGAGGGUGGCUUUGAAUUUGAAGGCUUUAAUCAGCCUCUGAGAGCCGGCAGGGAAGGGGAAGGCAUGCAGGCUCGCUACGUAGUGUUGGACUACAGUGGCAUGGGCACCUCUCUCUACGCCACUCACGCGCUGGAUGCGGCUCAUACAGACGGCAAAAUAGGGAACUUGAAGUACCUUGGUCGUUCCAUCCAUUUUGCAGGAAGUACACCCUACAAAGACUCAAGCUGCUGGUUCAACCCCUAUUUUGCCUGUAGUGGAGGCGUGGAUUCAGUCACUUUGUUCUUUCUUUGCCUCUUGUUCAUGUCAGUUGUUGGUUGUGGAGUUAACGUCUUCCUUCAUUUCAAGAGAACCGGCAGAGUUGGCUUCAGCUUUGGAGGCGGCAAUAACGAUGGCCCGUCAAAGACAGUUCUGACCCUGGAUGACCUUGUCUUCAUCAACACUCAAGUCAGCAAAAGGAAGAUCAAUGAUGAGAGUAUCCUGAAAAGCCAGCUGGAUAUGAAGACACCUCACCACUCGGUGUCAGGUCGCAGCUACAUGGCCUCGUCACCUGACAGCUCCAAUGUUGCCGUGUUUGAGGGAGACUGGGUUUGGUUGAAGAAAUGUCCAGCUGGAUCGGUUUCAGGUGUCAACAGCAGCACCGAGUUCGUCUUUAUCAAGCUCAGGAACAUGAGGCAUGAGAACCUCAAUCUGAUCCUGGGGCUGUUCUUUGACUCUGCAAUAUUUGGUAUCGUGACUGAGCACUGCUCCAGGGGCAGCCUGGAGGAUCUGCUCAGCAAUGAGGAUGUGCGUCUUGACUGGAUGUUCAAGUCCUCCCUUUUAAUGGAUCUCAUCCGGGGAAUUAAGUACCUACACAAUCAUGACAUCAUCCAUGGACGACUCAAGUCGCGCAACUGUGUGGUAGACGGGCGCUUUGUGUUGAAGGUGACAGAUUACGGAUACAGUGAAAUUUUGAUCGGGCAAGGCAUCGACACUGACGAGGAGAAGCCAGAGAACCUGCUCUGGACGGCUCCUGAGCUGCUGCGAAGCCCUGUACUGAGGAGGAGGGGGACGUUCAGUGGAGACGUCUACAGCUUCUCCGUCAUCGUGCAGGAGGUCAUAACUCGCUCGACGCCUUUCUGCAUGCUGGACAUGCCUCCUAAAGAGAUUGUUAGCAAGGUCAAAAACCCUCCACCUCUGUGUCGGCCUACUGUGUCAGUGGACGAGGCUCCUCUGGAUGUGAUUCAGGUCAUGAAACAGGCCUGGAGUGAAGAGCCAGAGAAGAGGCCGAACUUUGAGGAGAUCUUCAAACAGUUCAAGAACAUCACCAAGGGAAAGAAGACCAAUAUCAUCGACUCUAUGUUGCGGAUGUUGGAACAGUACUCCUCUAACUUGGAGGAUCUGAUCAGGGAGAGGACCGAGGAGCUGGAGCUGGAGAGACAGAAGACUGACAACCUGGUUGCUCAGAUGUUGCCCAGGUCGGUGGCUCAGGCACUGAAGACGGGCAAACCUGUCAAACCGGAACAUUUCAGCGACGUCACGCUUUACUUUAGUGACAUCGUGGGCUUCACCACCAUCUCCGCUCUCAGUGAACCCAUCGAGGUGGUCGACUUGCUCAAUGACCUCUACACACACUUUGAUGCGAUCAUUGGGCUGCAUGACGUCUACAAGGUGGAAACUAUUGGAGAUGCUUACAUGGUGGCUUCAGGAGUCCCCACCAGAAACGGUAAUCGCCACGCGGCUGAGAUGGCCAACAUGUCCCUCGACAUUCUCCACUGCAUUGGGACGUUCAAGAUGAGGCACAUGCCUGAGCUAAAAGUCAGGAUCCGCAUUGGGCUGCACUCUGGCCCAGUCGUGGCGGGAGUGGUGGGUCUUACAAUGCCUCGGUACUGUCUGUUUGGCGACACCGUCAACACAGCAUCUCGAAUGGAGUCCACAGGGUUGCCUUACAGGAUCCAUGUCAACCAAAGCACAGUUGACGUCCUGAACAGCUUAAAGCUGGGGUACAAACUUCAGGUCAGAGGCAUGACAGAGUUAAAGGGAAAAGGCAUUGAGACGACGUAUUGGUUGGUAGGGAGGGAAGAUUUCAACAAGCCUCUUCCUAUUCCUCCAGACCUUCAAGGGGGAAGCAAUCACGGUAUCAGCUUAGAUGAGAUACCUGUCGACAGAAGACAGAAAUUCCUGGAUCGACAGAAGACAAUGGGCUAGACUGUCAAAGUGAAAUGUCCUAGAGCUACAAUUUAAAUUGAAAACACUGGAAAUUCAUGCUUUUUCUUUUUUUUUUGGGAGGAUUGUUCGCAAUCAUAUCUAAAUUAAAAUAAUCUUUCUUGGAGAUUAUCAUUCUCUUUUGUUUGUGCCAUGACAAACCCUGGCUCCAGCGCUCCUUAUUUGUUCAACAGCUGUUGAACAAACACACCAUGCAUAAUAAACCAUGGCUGAUUUACUCGUCCAAAAUGUGUUGGCGCCGACGACGCUAACACAAGAGGGAGGCUAUGAAGGAUGUGUGUGUAAGAAAGGAUCACAGCGUGACAUGUAAUACUGGUGUACUUCAUGUACUGUGUGUAUUUGUACUGAUCUCUGUGCUUUGUGGAGAUACUGGAGAUAAUAUUUUAUCACCAACACUCCAGGGGUAGAAGCUAUUACUGCCGGACUAUUCAUCUCUGGUAUAAUAGAGUCUACACUGCAGCAACAUUAGCCUUUUUGCAACAACACAGAAUGAAUUAACGGAAGCAUUCUCGUAGUAAUUUAAGCCGCAAACGCUGGAUUGGUCCGUCGCGUUGGAGAGCUCUGGUUUUUACUUUUGUAGUGCAUCAAAAACAUUAUUGUACAUAUUUAAACAACAUUAUUAAUCCAUUGCUGUGAUAGGCCUGUUAUUGUGUUGAUUUGACAGAGGUCUGUUUCUUUCUAAUCACUGUGCUCUAAAAUCCUGUGUAGAUGCAGUUAGAAAACGUAAACGUCAUAAUUGAAUUAAUUCAAACUAAAGAAAGCGAGCUGUACCCAUAUAACAUAUUAACUUUAGUUAUAGAACCUAUUGGGUGUGAGGUAUUUAUAAUCCCUGAAGAGACGCAUCAAUAUGGUGACUGUUCUUUAAAGAUCCGGUGUGUAAGAAUAAGUGACAUCUAACUGUGAGAGUUCAGACUGUAACAAAGAGAGGACUUUUUUCUUUUUUUUUUUUUAUCAAGCGUAUCAGUGAACUACAGUGGCCUUCACGUAACCGACAGGAUGUUGUUCUCUUUUAGUUGCGUAGAAAGCUUCCGCUUUAAAGCGCGAAACAUACGUUCUGGCUGGUUUGUUUCGUUUGGGAUGCUGUGGAAGAAAGGCGGCACAAGAUAAGGCCUCAAAAAAAGCAAGUCCCUUGCUUAACCCUUAGAACACAGAGCGCACUAAGGGUUAAAAUACAUAUUAAAAAGCCACAAAAAACUCAUAUUUCGGUGAAUAAUCCCUGCUAAAUUUUACCUUAAAACAACAGUACGGAAGAGUGUAAAAAAAAAAAUUGAAAGAAAGAAAAAACAGCAUGAAUCCUGAUGUUAAAGAUUAAUCUAUUUAAUCUUUUAUCUCUCUCUUUAAUCUCAUCAAAACAGUCAUGCUGUUUCCUUUUUUCUUUUUUUUACAUGUGGCACUAAUAAUCUUCCAUACAACGGAAUUAUGAAACUCUAAUGAUGGUACACAACACAGUAUGAUUCCUAACAUUUCUCACCAAAACACAGACACAUUGCUCAUUGAGAAAAUGGAAAAUGCAUCAUCACGAUGGCUCCGCCCACAGUAUGAGCAUGGAGCUGAUUAAGUGGCUGCAUGUGUUACACAGCAUGACGUCUGUCUGGUCUUCGGCGGACAGCAAUAGGAAGUGACAAACGUGUCUGCUCGGCACUAACAGGCCUGAACGUCAGCCGUGCUUCAGCAAACUGAGCCUUUUCAUAUGUGCGUCGCCAUGCGCUAAAGGAAAAGCUCUGGCUUUGUCUGAGUUCUUAAGCUGACGUCCUCCGACCUCUGCUGUCGUUUUUGGAUCCACCCUCAGGGAAUUCUGGCUGAAUUCUGCAGAGCAUAUGGAGGAGGAUUUUAGCAGAAGGAGGGAGGACAGUGUCCUCUGAGUCAUUUCUUUUUGUGUACUGUAUAUACUGUAAAUAUGUACAUAGUUGGUCUUUGCGUCCUUUAAGGACAGAGACAUUUUAGCGUUGCUUUUUCUGCUUGGGAUCCUUAAACCUUUAAUAUAAUUCACAUUAUUAUUUACUCAUGCUCUGUUAGCUUGGUAAUUGUCUGCUGCAGCUCUGACAUUGAAGCAAUAACAGGCAGAGAAUGGCUCGCAUUGUGUGAUGUUCCUUAGUUUUUCAGUCUGCAGACGUUUUCACUCCUCUCACGUGCACCGACGUCUCACAAGACAAAAAACAUCGGGACAUCUGAUGACUUGAUCACCAGGUUGCUUCUUUCGUGGUGUCGUCUUUCACACCAUUAAGUGUUUUGCACCAGGACUGGCUCUUCAUGCACAAUUAAACUCCUGAGGAAAAGAUGUGGGAAGCUGCAUUUCUAAAUUCCAAACAAAAUCUGUAAUGUCAGUGGACAUAGAUACAUGACCCAUAGAUUUUUAAUCACUUUGCCAAAUAGAUAGAUGAUAUUAAAACUUGAAAAAUUGAAUGUAUUGCUCGUUUAACUGCGUGUCUGUAAAUAAAUUGUGGUUUUCCUGUAA
Molecule: messenger RNA, 6423 nt
Organism: Solea senegalensis (Senegalese sole)
Lineage: Eukaryota; Metazoa; Chordata; Actinopteri; Pleuronectiformes; Soleidae
Gene: gucy2d
Product: guanylate cyclase 2D, retinal
Exons: 19
Coding region: 489-3950 (1153 amino acids)
Biological process (GO): protein phosphorylation; intracellular signal transduction; receptor guanylyl cyclase signaling pathway
Molecular function (GO): ATP binding; protein kinase activity; peptide receptor activity
Source: RefSeq, a predicted model, not a curated record